This is a messenger RNA of Coffea eugenioides, 959 nucleotides long. RefSeq lists its product as uncharacterized. Bases 41 to 790 code for a protein of 249 amino acids. The record is from RefSeq and is a predicted model, not a curated record. NCBI's taxonomy places the organism in Eukaryota, Viridiplantae, Streptophyta, Magnoliopsida, Gentianales, Rubiaceae. The transcript is spliced from 6 exons.
CUAUACCAAACAAAAUUAGUAGUACUUUGGGGCGGGGGAAAUGGGGAGGAGCAGUGGCAGUGGUGGUGGUGGUGAAUGUGAAGGUGAAGCUGAAGGUGGAGCAACAACCUCGUCGUUGGCGCUGAGGAACAGAUAUUGGGUGCUGAGACACGGCAAAAGCAUCCCUAAUGCCAAGGGUCUUAUCGUUUCUUCUCCGGAAAAUGGGAUUCUUGAAGAAUACAGAUUAGCUCCUGAAGGAGUUGAUCAAGCUAGACUCGCGGGCCAGUCCUUCCAAAAGAUGCUGUUGGAGAACAACAUACCGCUUGAAAAUGUCCGAAUCUGCUACUCACCAUUCUCAAGAACCAGUCACACUGCAGAAGUGGUUGCAUCUGUUAUGAAUCUUCCAUUUGUUGGACCACAAUGUAAGGUUAUUGGUGAUCUUCGUGAACGUUAUUUUGGACCCUUUAACGAACUUGCAUCACAUGAUAAAUACCCGGAGAUAUGGGCUCUGGAUGAGAAAGAUCCAUUUCUGCCGCCUGAAGGUGGAGAAAGUGUUGCAGAUGUUGUUACUAGACUCACAGAGGCUUUGGUUAGCAUGGAGUCAGAUUUUGAAGGGUGCGUGGUGUUGAUUGUCAGCCAUGGUGAUCCUCUUCAGAUUCUGCAGACAAUACUCAAAACAGCUAAGCAAGUGAAGACAGGAGCUGAUGAGCAGGACUUGGCAUCAAGGAUACAGGCAAUCAAGGUCAAGUCUGUUCUUUCAAGACAUCGGAAAUUUGCACUGCUGACAGGAGAACUACGUUCAGCAGAAUAAAACAAUUAGUAGUGUGCUUUUUCAUCUUAGUCUAUUGUAUUGUGACUGGGGAACCUGGUUCAGCAAGAAGUUAAUAAAACUUGUGAAAUUGGCAAGUCUGAAGUUUUUUCUUUGCUCUUUUACUAGUUAAAUUGGAUGUUGGUACUGCAAUGUUUAUAAAAUUAUUCUU